AUGCCCGUGGAUGAGAUGCUCCACUUGGGCAUCACUGAACGUAUGAACAAUGUCAUGGUGAUCACUCCUCCGGCCGAAAGUGACUCGAAUCUUGAGAACAAAAUCCUUGAACAGCCUACUGGAUCCUUCAGUCGCAUCCAUCGAUUGACACCUAAGCCCACUCUCGUAUUAGACGGAACCCUACGAAUCGUUGAAGUGUCCAAUAGUCAUGUGGAAGUCUUCAAGCGCCCACGAGACCAACUGUUGGCAGCGAAUGUCUACGAUCUUCCACCCUCCAUUCUUCCCGCCCCCGAUAUCGCCUCCUUAAGCGGUGCCCUCGGCACUGCCAUAUCAACUCGCGAAGUGCAGGUCAUUAAGCGUGUUCACGUGGCACAACUCGACGCUUUCUUUUCCCUCGUCGUGACACCCAUAUUCGAAGAUGACUCCCUGAUCUACCUCCUGCUGGAAGCCCAACGGACCAAAGGUCAACGGAAAAGGGCGAAUUCCAUCAGUGAACAAACCUAUCUCAACGAAACCUACAAAAUAUUAGUCGACACCGUACGGGACUAUGCCAUCUUCAUGCUGGACACGCGUGGCUAUAUUGCGACUUGGAAUUCUGGUGCCGCAAUUUUAAAGGGAUACAUGUCAUCCGAAAUCAUCGGCCAGCAUUUCUCCGUAUUUUACGGUCGCGAUGACUGCGAAAUGAACAAGCCCGCCCGUGAACUGGAGGUCUGUCUAAAAGAAGGAAAAGUGGAGGACGAGGGAUGGCGUUACCACAAGGAUGGCACCCGGUUCUGGGCCAAUGUCAUGAUUACCGCCAUCUAUCAGAAUGGCAGCCAUGUGGGAUUCGUGAAAGUCACCCGCGACAUGACCGAACGCCGUGCGGCAGAGGCCCGUUUGAUUGACGCCUUUGAAGAAUCCGCCAAGCUGAAGUCUGACUUCUUGGCCAACAUGUCCCACGAAUUGCGCACCCCGAUGAAUGGAAUGCUCUUGGCUUUGACAAUGCUACUGAGGACCGAGUUGACUGAUGACCAGCGAGAAUUCGCCUGCAUCCUUGAAGACUCAACCUCCAUCUUGCUGCAGGUCAUUAACGAUGUGCUGGAUUAUUCUAAGCUAUCGUCGGGAACCUUCCCCUUGAACCCAGACGUGGUCAACAUCCCCACCGUGAUCUCUGCGGUAGUUCGGAAUUGUCAGUCGGCGCUCAAGCCUGGGGUCCAAAUCAUGAGCGGUGUUAGCGACGGCUUUCCUCCAAACCUCAAAGGGGACCCGCUACGAUUCCGCCAAGUUUUGCAAAAUCUGGUCACCAACGCAGUCAAGUUCACCGAGAGUGGUCAUGUUCGGGUCCAUGCCACUUAUGCCAUCGAUGAAAAGGACCCUGAGAUGUAUGUGAUUUCCACGCAGGUAGUGGACACUGGUAUCGGCGUACCUGAAGAUGCUGCGAGCAUUCUCUUCACCCCCUUCACGCGAUUUGCGGACACGGCCGCCAAAAGAUACCAAGGUACUGGCCUUGGUCUGUCGAUAUGCAAAAGCCUGGCUGAGUUGAUGGAUGGAGCGGUUGGAUUCCAUGCCAACCCCGAUGGACCCGGUAGUGUGUUCUGGAUGACAGCUAAGAUGGCUCGCCUUACAUCGCCAGUGUCUCCAGUGAAGCCGAGGUUGCCACCGGCUACGCCCGAGGCGUUGGAUAAUUCUGCGUCACUCCAGAAGAUCGCCCCACACAAACACAUUCUCCUAGUCGAAGACAACAAGGUCAAUCAACUUAUUAUGUUGAAACUUCUCAGCAGCCUGGGUUUCAAGCGCGUCGAUGCUGCCUGGGAUGGAGCGGAAGCAGUGCGCAUGGUCAAGCAGAAGCCAUUGACCUAUAAUGUGAUCCUGAUGGACAUCAACAUGCCAGUCAUGGACGGAUUGACCGCCACAGAGCACAUUCGACGGAUGAAACUCGAUGUGCCCAUCCUUGCAUUGACAGGCAAUGCUCUCAAGGGAGACGCAGAGAUGUAUCUGGCCAAGGGGAUGGACGAUUACAUCGCUAAGCCCUUGCACCGGCAGCAGCUGGUGGAUUUAUUAUGGAAAUGGUGCGGAUCCUGA
This is a messenger RNA of Penicillium concentricum, 2061 nucleotides long. RefSeq names its product sensor histidine kinase/response regulator Fos-1/TcsA (gene fos-1). The record is from RefSeq and is a predicted model, not a curated record. Gene Ontology annotation, biological process: phosphorylation; phosphorelay signal transduction system. Bases 1 to 2061 code for a protein of 686 amino acids. The transcript is spliced from 2 exons. Gene Ontology annotation, molecular function: phosphorelay sensor kinase activity. NCBI's taxonomy places the organism in Eukaryota, Fungi, Ascomycota, Eurotiomycetes, Eurotiales, Aspergillaceae.